Molecule: messenger RNA, 513 nt
Organism: Funneliformis caledonium
Lineage: Eukaryota; Fungi; Glomeromycota; Glomeromycetes; Glomerales; Glomeraceae
Source: the annotation of a GenBank genome assembly
AUGGAUGAAUUAUUUUGGUCUCAAAUUUCAAAACUUGCAAUAUUAAUGCAACCAUAUUGUGGAGCUCUUGAUAAAAUGCAAUCAGAUAAAGCUCGAUUAUUUGAUGUUGCUUUAUCUUUUGGAUAUUUUAUCAAAUUUUGGGAGCAGAAUUCAAAUCGUUUUUUAGCAGAAGCUGAUAUUGCACCAAUCAUAGAAUUAGAUAAUCAAGAAGCCGUUAAUAUAGAAUCACAAAUUAAAAUUCAAGAGGAACUUGAAGAUCAAAAUACAGCUAGAUAUAUAACUACUGAGCAAGAUUGGGAGGAAAAAUUAAAGGAGUGGUAUGAAUUGUUAGAUGAAGAAGAAAAAGUACAAUUUACCGAUGAAUUAAUGGAUAAUAAUGAACCUAAUAAUAAUUUAUUAAGUUCAUAUAUUCAUCCUGCUAUUAAUGAAAGUGCGAAGUGGAAUUUGCGUGACCUCUUUAUAAGAGAAUUAAAAAAGCCAGAUUUUAUAUCUACCUCGCCUGAAUUUAAUUAG